Molecule: messenger RNA, 1977 nt
Organism: Sordaria macrospora k-hell
Lineage: Eukaryota; Fungi; Ascomycota; Sordariomycetes; Sordariales; Sordariaceae
Source: RefSeq, a predicted model, not a curated record
AUGGUCAUUCUGCAUCACCUCAACAACUUCGCGGCCAUGGAUCACAUCCAAACGCCAAGCCCUCCUAUUACUCCUCCUGCCCACGAGGAGUGCCUCUCCCCAGCUCUCCCCUCCCCCAAUGAGUGCAACGACAAGAUCAUGGGUGAAGCUCAAAACCGCCAGCCUUCUCCCGACAGGGCGUCGCGCUCUUCCUUCUCCUCUAUCCGCGAGAACGAAAAUACGCUUACCCAGACCUUCACUCACUCCAAGGUCUCCCAAUUCGACGUCGACGAAGAGGUUGUUGACGAUCGCACCCCCGAGGUCACUCCUGGCCCUUCGACUCUCGACAAGAUCAACGCCUUCAACAUGAUCCAGACCCAGUUCCGCCCCCCAGUGACCCAGCCCAACAGCAGGCUUCGCGGCUAUGUUGCCCCCGCCGACAGCUUCCAAGGAUGGAAGGGAAUCCAGGUUAAGGGCAAGCUUGCUAGCAGGAGCUUCGGAGACCUGACCAUCUUGAAUAACGUCUGGGGCAGUGCGCCAAAGGCUCCCCGAAAUGUCACCAUCAGGCCGGGUGAGGCUGCCAUCGAGAGGCUUCCUGUCGAAAUUUUGAGCGCCAUCAUCAGUCUCCUCGUCCUCGACAUUCCCCCGAACGGCGUAUCCCGGCGCAAUAUCGAUCUCAUGUCGCUGUUGCUGACAUCCAAGACACUGCAUUUUGCUACCUUGAGCACGCUGUACAGCCAGAUUACGAUCCCCCACUCGAGAAUCUUCCACAAGUUCCUGACCCAUAUCGCCGAGCACCAAACGCUGGGCACAAUCGUCCGACGACUCGACUUCUGCCACUUCAACCCUUCGCAGCUCUUCUCCACGGCCGCCGAGCGAUCCCUGGCCCGCAACUUGACUUCCGAGACCUUGCUCCGAUGCCUUGAGUUGACUCCCAACCUUCAGGAGUUCUUGGUCCAGGAGCACAUCGACCAGGAUUUGAGCGCGGAUGUGUUGAGGAAGCUGUUUUUGGGUCUCGAGCGCAUAGAGGCCUUGGACUUUUGCGGAUGCACUUCGACAUUCUUCAAGGAUUCCUUCACGGCCAUAGUGACGCCGGAUUGGCCUGCGCAGUUGUCGGUUCGCCGCCUCUCGCUUCACAAGUGCUUGACACUGCCUUCGAUUGUUUUUGAGACGAUUCUUCCCCGGCUUACCCGGUUGACGCAUCUUGAUGUCGCCGGCACUCGCAUCACUGAUGCGGCCCUCAUGUCGAUCCCCUACACGGCCAGGAUCACUCACCUGAAUAUCGCCAAAUGCAAGUUGCUCUCCGCACGCGGCGUGAUUGAUUUUCUCGCCAACCACCCUGCGGCACAGGGUCUCGUAUACCUGAGCUUGGCUACCGAUGCCAGAAGCCACCAGCUCUUUGAUGUCGAAGAUAUUUCGGAGCUGCUUCCCGUCCUUCCCAAGACGCUCAAGUCGCUCAGCUUGAAGGGAAGCAGGAUGGAUCCUUCGCACAUUGAUUUGCUCCGACCAUUGACCAAGCACCUUGAGGAGUUGUCUAUUGGCCGAUCCCUCCUACUGGAGGAUGUUAACCGUCUUUUUGUGCCGGAUGAGACGGACGAUGUUGAUAAGCAGCUCGAAUGGGUUCCGCACACGCUCAAGUUCCUCGAUCUCUCAGACUUCUGGGGUAACGAGUUGGACCUGGUUUAUCUGUUCAACAGCCGCUGUGCGAUCAUGAAGCCUUUCUCGGCUCCCCUUGAAGUGGUUGAGUUGGCCGAAGAUGUUUUCCGUCGUGUGGUGAAGUCGUCUGCCACCUUGCAGCGCAUGGGCUGGCGCACCUCAGAGGUCGGAAGCCGCGGAUGGAUGGUGCGACAGAAGUCUCAGGACCCCUCUGUGCCACGCGACGACGGCAGCCGCGGUUGGAAGAUGGGCGCCGAGGCCUGGGGAAUGAGAAAGAUCCCCGUCGCGAGAGCUGAGGUCGGCGGCAUGUACGGGAGCUUCAUGUUUGGGCGCAAGCUUUAA